AUGCCUGACAACCUAUCAUUACAUUUAAGCGGCUCUUCGAAAAGAUUAAAUUCCCGUCAAUUUGUGGAAUCCUCCAAUGAGACCUUUGCGCCAAAUAAUGUGGAUUUGGAGAAAGAGUAUAAGUCAUCUCAGAGUAAUGUAACUACCGAAGUUUAUGAGGCAUCGAGCUUUGAAGAAAAAGCUAACUCAGAAAAACCACAAUACAGUUCAUUUUGGAAGAAAGUCUAUUAUGAGCAUGUUGUCGUUGACAGGUCAAUCUUGGGAGUUUCCGUUCUGGAUUCGUUUAUGUAUAACCAGGACUUAAAACCCGUCGAAAAAGAAAGGCGAGUUUGGUCUUGGUACAAUUAUUGUUACUUCUGGCUCGCUGAGUGUUUCAAUAUUAACACUUGGCAAAUUGCAGCUACAGGCCUACAGUUAGGUCUAAAUUGGUGGCAGUGUUGGAUAACAAUUUGGAUUGGGUACGGUUUCGUUGGUGCUUUUGUUGUUUUGGCUUCUAGAGUUGGCUCUGCCUACCAUUUGUCAUUCCCUAUAUCAUCUAGAGCAUCAUUCGGAAUUUUCUUCUCUUUAUGGCCCGUUAUUAACAGAGUCGUCAUGGCCAUUGUUUGGUAUAGUGUUCAAGCUUAUAUUGCGGCAACUCCGGUAUCGUUAAUGCUAAAAUCUAUCUUCGGGAAAGACUUACAAGACAGAAUCCCGGAUCAUUUUGGAUCACCAAAUGCUACUACUUAUGAGUUCAUGUGUUUUUUCAUCUUUUGGGCUGCCAGUCUUCCAUUUUUACUAGUACCGCCUCACAAGAUUAGACACCUGUUUACUGUUAAAGCAGUCUUGGUUCCGUUUGCUUCUUUUGGUUUCUUAAUUUGGGCUAUCAGAAAAGCCCACGGGCGCAUUGCCUUAGGAUCUUUAACUGAUGUGCAACCUCAUGGCUCUGCAUUUUCGUGGGCUUUUCUGAGAUCACUAAUGGGUUGUAUGGCCAAUUUUUCCACAAUGGUCAUCAACGCUCCAGAUUUCUCUAGAUUUUCAAAAAACCCUAACUCCGCUUUAUGGUCCCAAUUAGUGUGCAUUCCAUUUUUGUUUUCUAUCACUUGUUUAAUUGGCAUCUUAGUCACCGCAGCUGGUUAUGAAAUAUAUGGUGUUAACUAUUGGUCACCACUCGAUGUGCUAGAAAAGUUUUUACAGACUACUUAUAACAAAGGUACAAGAGCUGGUGUCUUUUUAAUCUCCUUUGUCUUUGCUGUAGCUCAGCUGGGUACUAAUAUUUCUGCAAACUCAUUGUCAUGUGGGACUGAUAUGUCCGCUAUUUUCCCCAAAUAUAUCAACAUCAAGCGCGGUUCGUUAUUCUGUGCAGCCAUGGCACUAUGUAUUUGUCCAUGGAAUUUAAUGGCAACAUCGAGUAAAUUUACAAUGGCCUUGUCCGCAUAUGCUAUCUUUUUAUCCAGUAUUGCCGGUGUUGUCUGCUCAGACUACUUUGUUGUUAGAAGAGGCUAUAUUAAGUUAACGCACAUAUACUCCCAUCAGAAGGGCUCUUUCUAUAUGUAUGGGAAUAGAUUUGGUAUCAACUGGAGAGCUUUGGCUGCUUACCUAUGUGGGGUGGCCCCCUGCUUGCCUGGUUUCAUCGCAGAAGUUGGUGCUCCUGCUAUAAAGGUUUCUGAUGGAGCUAUGAAACUCUAUUACUUAAGUUACUGGGUAGGAUACGGCUUGAGCUUUUCAUCCUAUACUGCUUUGUGUUACUUCUUUCCUGUACCUGGAUGCCCAGUUAACAACAUUAUUAAGGACAAGGGCUGGUUCCAAAGAUGGGCCAAUGUCGAUGAUUUUGAAGAAGAGUGGAAGGAUACAAUAGAGAGAGAUGACCUGGUAGAUGACAGUAUUAGUGUCUACGAACACGAACACGAAAAGACGUUUAUUUAA
Messenger RNA from Saccharomyces paradoxus, 1902 nucleotides. It is a transcript of the gene FUR4, whose product is annotated as uracil permease. The record is from RefSeq and is a predicted model, not a curated record. Gene Ontology annotation, cellular component: plasma membrane. Gene Ontology annotation, biological process: transmembrane transport; nucleobase transport. The coding region runs from base 1 to 1902 and encodes 633 amino acids. NCBI's taxonomy places the organism in Eukaryota, Fungi, Ascomycota, Saccharomycetes, Saccharomycetales, Saccharomycetaceae. The transcript has a single exon. Gene Ontology annotation, molecular function: nucleobase transmembrane transporter activity.